Messenger RNA from Falco peregrinus (peregrine falcon), 10470 nucleotides. It is a transcript of the gene SPPL3, whose product is annotated as signal peptide peptidase like 3. Gene Ontology annotation, cellular component: cytoplasmic side of endoplasmic reticulum membrane; Golgi-associated vesicle membrane; lumenal side of endoplasmic reticulum membrane. Lineage: Eukaryota; Metazoa; Chordata; Aves; Falconiformes; Falconidae. The transcript is spliced from 13 exons. Gene Ontology annotation, molecular function: aspartic endopeptidase activity, intramembrane cleaving. The record is from RefSeq and is a predicted model, not a curated record. Bases 8174 to 9328 code for a protein of 384 amino acids. Gene Ontology annotation, biological process: membrane protein proteolysis.
UGUUGCUAUACCUCUCUCCAUUUGCUGUACCUGUGAUAGUAUGAUCUGUCCCUUCCCCCAAGGUAGCCUCUCUUGCUUUCUACUCUGGGGAAUAUCUGGGAAUUACUCCACACAGCUCUAUCUCCCUACUGAGUUACUUAUUCUUUAUCAUAGAUGCAUUUGUUUUCUGUAUGGAGUGAUUUGGAAAGAAUGUUUUUAUUCAAACUGUAAAUCUAUGGAAGAUCAGUAAAAUAGAUUAAGGGUCAAAAUUAAAUUAUGUUAAUUCCUCACUGGACAAACCUUUGUCUGAACUUCCUUUAGCGUUUUUUUUCUGUAGGGACAAAAUCUCAUCAAUACCCACAGGUGCAACUAGUUGUGUGGAUGUAUCUUCUCAACAUCCUGUUUUACUGAUCUUUGACUAGUGCUUUCCAAACCUUGGUUUAAACUUCAGUGGUCUUAUGAAGACAUACUUGGUCUCUUGAUGCUGUCUUUUUUUUUCUUCUUUUUUUUUUUUUUUUUCCUGCUGUCUAGCUCCUGGGAAAGCCUAACAGGGGACCCUUUCCUGAUUCUACUUUGCAAGCAAUAGCUGCAGUUACCACAAAGACUUUUUUUCUAUCACUAAGAGCUGCCCACAAGCCAAUUGCUCUGUUAAAAUGUGGCCUGUGCUAUUAGGCCAGGAAUUGUUAAUAAUGCCUGAAGAGGCUUCUGCCUAAAGGCAGAAGUGCCUCCGUCUGGUUUCUGGAUUUGAAAUCCUUGUGUAGAUGCUGAAAUAGCUUUGCAAGCAUUGAAAUUUUACUGAGAAUCCCUGGGCAUCGAGAUUCGUGCCUGCCUUCCUUUUAUGUAUUGCUGGGAGUAAUUUCUAUUACAGACUGUUCUGCCUUGUCUUUCAAUACUCAUAGUACUAUUUUAAGGACAUAACCUUUAGGCAUCUACUAAUAGAAAGGUUUGUUCUUAAAAAGAAAACAAGUCUAUUAGUAGGUAAUGACUGCUUACGUGUUAUCAAACCCUGAUACUGGUUCAGAUGCUUUGAAUAGAUUCUCAGACAUACGGUUGAUUAUUUUUUUUUAAUCUUUGACCAGAAAUUUGAAACACGUCAAUACAGACUCCCUACUAUUUUCAUUUGAUCUUGACUAAUUUUGAUCUAUUAUAUUCCUUCAUAAGUAUACUCAUGUUUUUUGCUGAAACUAAGGCUUCUGGUCGCCUCAUACUGUCCUCAGCAACAGAAGUGACUUCUUGUUCUAUCCUGUGAUACAGGGGACUGAUGAAGGAAAACUCUGAAAUUGCAGAAUUUGUAAUUAAGACUUAGCAUGAGGCUUAGGAGAUCCUUGUUCUUGCUCGCUUCUCUCUGCGCUGUCUUAGGGUUUUGGGUAGGUCAUAGAAUCUCUCUGUACCUCAGUUCCUGUUUGUGAAAUGGGAAUGCUGUUCAGCUGACUGUCUGGAGAGAGAUGUGGGACUGUUCCUUGGAAAGCAUUAAUGUCACAGGUUUGCAAGAGAGGUAAGACUGUUGUGAGGCUGGUAGUAAGCACAGGAGAGACUGGCGGCAAGCUCCUAGAAAGUAGGGAGGAUCAAAAACCAGAAUUCAUGCUGAAGUAAGGGUGGCAGGAAGGAAUUCCCUCCAUCCUUGUGUCUGUUCUUAGAUCACAGCGGAUGGCACUCCAGUCCUGCUUCACCCAUUCAUUAGAGAAAAUGGGACAAAGCCAGGUGCUGCUCUUCAACUUCCAUGGCUUCCUUUGUUGAGAGAUACCUGAUAAACCAUCAGAAGUUAAUGAUCAAAAAGCUUAUCAGGGUCUUUUCAUCUAUAAAUUUAUAAGACAAAAGAGAAAUAAUAAAGCCAUUGGAUAAUUAGUAACUAGUCAGGGCCCGCCCGGUGCCACUGGGCUCAAACUACCCCAAGACCUGUACGCAGACUCAGGAAGAUGAGAAGGAGACAGGCAUGAGGGGAAGAAAAAGAGUGGAAGGGAGAGAGAGAAUUAGCCCAGACGACAACAAAAUGGGAGGAAUAGCAGCAGAGACAGAAGUGAGGAGAGAAGGAAAAUACGUAAAAAGAAUGGGGGAAAGGUAAAGGUACAGAGGAGACUAAAAGAUGUGACAGAGCUGGAAGUGGGGAAGAGAUGACAGGUAUGAGAUGUAUUGGGCCAGAAAGAAGAUUGAAUUAUUGGGAAUGCUUUCCCCACCCAGAUGGCGUCUGCACCCAGAGUACUAGGUCCCCUCCUUGCCUUAAAAAAGCUCAGAUGGAUACAGAAGACUUUCUUUGUGUGGCUAAAGAAGUAACGAUUUAGAAUCCAUUUAAAACAUAUAAGGAUUCCUUAUGUACCCGGAAGUCCUGUUGCUGUUGCUUCUGCUUGCCUUGAGGACCUUCAGCUGCAGAGGCUUUUAAACCAGCCUGUCUUGAGACCAGUGAACACUGAAGCCUAUGAAAACAGAAAUGAACAUCUGUUAGUAUGUUAGGACCUCACUAAACGCUGCAACUGGAUGCCAUGUGGAGGAUCCUUGGCUGAAUAUGGAAACCUUUCAAAUACUGAGGAGGAGGUAACUAUUCUCUAUCACUUUAUCCUGAAGGUCUUUUUCCCUUGGUCUGUUAGUAUUGUGCAUUUUAAACUGUGGGAGUCUGGACAACUAACAAAACAACAAGUCAUCUUGACAAGCUCAUGAACAAUGUUACCUUAACAAUUCAGUUUGGAGAACUCUAUCCAUUAAUAAUCACAAGAAGUCUGAUUUCUAUUUUAUUUUAAUGCUGAGUUUAAUAAAGAUUAUUUAAACAUGUUCAACUACAUUGCAUUAUCCUGCGUAAACUUAAAUACAACUUCUAGGCAUGAUUUUUUUUUUUUUUAUUUUAAUGAUUUUCUUCUCCUGAAGUAGCAGACAGUGUAGUAACACUCUGUGACAGCUAUCUUACAAAACUGGGUUCCUGGCAUUCUCCAAUAUCCUUCCAGGCAACGAUGUCUUGGGUUCCUCUAAUGGAAUUCUGUUUUAUUGGUAAAUAAUAGUUUCUCUUGAUUAACUGUUCCAAUGUAAUCCCUUCUCCCCUACAUGUUAUAAAGUAGUUGAAUUACUAAGUGGAUUAUUGAACAACUGCAUGAAAAUACAAAUGGGUAUACAACAGGAACGUUAUUCUUAUUUUAGACUUACUGGUGUGUAUCCUGCUUAUUACACUAGGGCAAACCUAAAGUAAUGGACAGCAGAGUCCUGUGAAUGGAAUGGAAGGCAGAAUAGACUUCCAAAGCCUGACUUCUUGUAUUACCAGCAUUCUUAGCUUUGAUGUUUUCAUUUACUGAAAUAUAUCCAUUAUUGAGUGUAUAUAUCCAAUAUAUCCAUUAUUUCACAUGAUGAAAAAUACAGUAAUUUGCUGGGGUAAAGCCAGUGUAAUGUGGCUUAAAAAAACAUACAGAGAAGGAAAAACCCUAAAUAUAUUUAUGAUAAAAGUGCUAGCAGAGGGAGCCUGUAUAGUUCCCUGAAUACAGUUGUAAAAUUGCCAUUGAAAAGAAAUACAGAGAAAUGGUUCUUUUAAUAAUUCUUCACCAUUUUACUGUUCCUCCUGCUGAGACUGCUACAUGCUUUAUUGGCCUGAAUGGCAUUAACAUCAUCCCCUCCUUGAAAUGUGAGAGUGCUAUUAUUAUAACAUUCACCCUUAUUUCUAUGGUUGGGGGAAUGAAAAGCUAUGCAAGUGCCAAAACCGAUGAUUAUUUGUGCAUUGGGAGCUUAGUUCCAAAAGGUAUGCAAAAGCAUGAAAAAUAUGAGAUAAUUGUCAUUUAUGUGUUGUUUUCAUGGGGUUGGAUUUCAGCUAUUUGUACAAACCCCAAGUAUCUCAGUGGGAGAGGACUCACUUGAAUAUAUGGGUUUAGUGUUUCAAAUAUAUAUGCAUUUACAUUUUAAUUGAGUAGUCUUUGUUGUAAAUAUAUGAUUAUAAUCGAAAAUGUGAUUUUACAGAGAAGAAAGCUAUUUUUUGCGUUGCCGCCUACUGUACUUUCAGUAGUACAACCAGAAGCAGAACCACCAAAACGUUCAGAGCCAAGAAGGGGGGAAGGCUGCCUUUUGACUGAGAUGCAGAAGUAACUUCCCAAGUUUCUCCUUACUGCAGUUUGCAGGGUUCAGUUGCAUUCAGAAGAACAAAUGUUUUACUCUUUAUCUCCAAAGACAACAUUUGUUAAACUUUGGGAGUCUUGGUGAAACUGAAGCCAAGGUGUAACAACCAUUAAGAACUGGCCUGGAUGCAGGGCUGGAAGGCAUGGUGUGACAAUGCCAUAGGGCAUCAUGGAUUUAAAUUACAGGCUCGCUCUCAACAUUCCUCUUCCUCUAUGGGGAAACAGGACUUCGCCCUUCCUCCAGGUUAUCUGUCUGUUCCCCCUUCACUUACGCACUGUUUCUAUCUUCAGGGUGAGGAUCAGACUGGAGAGCAGAGGCAGCUCUGGAGUUCAGUUAAUGAAGGAGUUUCCCACUAGGUGGUAGUGAAGAGAAUCGUGGCGCCGUACUGGUCAGUGCACAUUUUAAUUUUAUCGAGGGGAACCCCACAAGAAUUACAAGCGGAAGAGCCUAGCAUAGCUCUGAGCUAUACUGUCAAAACUGGAUUUUUUUUUUUUUUGCCUUUCCUUUCUGCUCAUUUCCAUGCUAUUUGUUCCUACCAAAACCAAGCAGCGUUGACAACUAUACCUGCCAUGUCCUUUCCUGAAAGGUGAAGUGUCAACAUGAAGCUCCUCUGGUUCUCUUUCUACCUCCAUUAUAGCAGAAUCAAGACAUGGUUAGUUAAAUGUCAUCUAAUGACAUUUAAGCAAUUUGGAGGUGAGGACUCUUUGUAGCCAGUACUUCAAUCUGAUUUUUCUCCAGCACACUUGCCUCUGGGAGCUACCCUUUCAAAUAGAAAAAGAAAGAAAAUGUUUUUGUCUGCUGCUAGUUUUGAAAUACCUUGACUGGUUUAAGUAAUGCAUCAGUCUACAUCAAAGGUUCAAGACAGAACUGGUAUUUUGGAAGGACUUUGUAAUGUCAGAGUAAACUGUUGCUAAAAUUCAAAAUAAAGCUUUCUUGUAGGUCCAAAGAAAGACUGUACAAACGAGGUGCUGAGAAAAUUAUCUGAGGAAUGCAAGCAGCACUCCAAUUUGCAGUAAGAGCAGAUGCUGGGUCUGCAAGGAGGAAUACAUUUCUCCUGUGAAUUCAUCCCACCGCUAUCUUGUAAUGAUAGAGCGAGCUUGCGAAAUCACUUAGUAGUCUAGUCAAAGCCUGAGAAGCUGAAAAAAAUUAUACUUUAAUUGCUCAUCAAGUAUAAAUCACUUGUGCCAAAUUAAUGUGCUGGAAAUUUUGCAAGGCUGAGAAAUUGGAAGCUAUUUCAGUAAGGACACAAAGCAGGGAUAUUGUUUCAUAGAUACCAAUAUCAGUUUUACAUCCUAUUCUCAGUGAAAAAAAAUUAGGAAAGGCUCUUUAGUACCAAGACAAGGGUGAAGCACUGAUUUAUCUCUCCCUGCAUGGAUUCAAAAGGAUGGAGAGGUUCUUUUUUCCUCUUGCAUUUACUUUAUCGUAAUCAGUGAAAAGAGGUGGCAUAAACAGGCAUCCCAGAGACACUGAGGUUGCACCACAGCGGAGUGAGGAUUCAAAUUAUUUGUCAGUUUUCUGAUUGUUCCUGUAGAUCUUUCUGUUGUGCUGAGGGAGAAUCAAGGCAGGGAACUUCUCCAUUGUGCAAGUCCUACCUAGAGCAUUUUUUUUAACAGGGGAUGUGUGUACCUGGGAACACCAGAAUUUCCACUAAAACAGAUCGACCAGGCUGUGUACCCCACAGCUCAAGAUUCUGAGCGUGACUCACUCCUCUCUCCUUGCAUUAUAUCCGCCAAACUUUUCUGUAUCUGCUGAGACGGGCACAAGUGCUGUGUAUGUAUGGGGUGUAGGGUGAAGGGCAAAGAGGUGUAUGGUCAAAUAGGAGAGGAAGGUUUUCAAGACAGCCCAGCCUGAGCUGGAUGAGAGGACAGGUUAGCAUUACUCACCAUCUAAUCCUUCCAGUACACCUAGCUGCCAUGACUGACGCCAGCAGGGAUCCCAGUAAGCUAGUCAGUCACAGUACUUUGAGUAUUUCCACGUCAUAGUUGGUAAAUCCAAUUCUCGAGCAGAUUUUAGUAAGUGGGUAGUGUCAAUUAUGUCAGGAGCUCUAAGGUUGUUCCUGUCCACAAAGGCCAGAGGGAGGUGAAAAUCACAGCAGGUUUGGAUGCUGAGGUGACAACCCAAAUCACUGGUUUUCAGUGCAUAAAGAUAGAGGUGUGCAGGGUGGAGAAGCACCAUCUUAAUAAUCACAAGAUUCCCAGGCAUUCCCUCCACCCAGACCAAGUCAGUCUGCAUUGCAUAUACAGCAUCUUCCUUAAGCAGCAUCCCAAAAACUUCAGGCAGCUGCAACAUGUUGCUGUUUCCCCUUUAUUGACGAAGGAGCUGAGCUACCAGAGAUGAAGUGAGCUGCCCACAAUUACAGGCAAUUGGUAAGAGAACCAAGAAGAACUUAGAUGUUCCUUACUUUUAGUCCUGUGUCAUGCCUACAUACCUGCCUAUGUUUUUGUCCAUUUAAGAAUAUAAAUGAGAUGGACAAAAUGGAAAUAAUUUAUUAAAUUUACUAAUAAACUAGAGUGGGCUCCAAAUGCCAUUUUGGAGGCAUCUGGCGUUCUCUGUAGGUGCAGUGAGAAUGUCCCAUUAAUUUUUUGGAGUUUAGCAAAGCUCUUAUUAAGGCAUAGAAUUUCUCCGUGUUGUGUGUGUGUGUUUUUUUUGUUUUUUUUUUUUCCUAACCAAACACCUGUUUUCACCAGAGCUGGGCAUUGUUCUUCUAUUUAUAUUUAAUACAGUUACAUCACCUCCAGCUGUAAGUUAAAACUGGCUCUUCUCCCUCCCACGCUAAAAGGGCCAAGGAAGGAGGCUGCACAGCCGGACUGGAACAACUGCCCUGAGCUGUGCAAAGCCCCGUCGGCACAAAUUGCUGCCAGUGAAGGAAGAGAGGUGAGGACUACUGGAGGAAACAGAAGAUGAGGUGCUGGUUCUGCAUUUGGCAGAAACAUAACCAAGGACCGAAGGUUUGGUUGCAGCACUGAAGCAAGCGGGGGGAGAAAGGCCAGACCGUUGCUGUCAGCUCCUCUGCCUGGGGCUUGGCCUGCUGGUAACGUGAGGUGUAGGAUUUUUAUUGGGUCAGAGUAUCUUGAACGUUAUUUUCUUUCCUUAAAUAUAUAUAUAUACACACACAUACACACAUUGCGCGUUUGCUCCUCUUUAUUUUACUUGCUUUGUUUAAAAGGGCACAAUGAUACCACACUGCGCAGAAGCCCACAGCGGAUGUGACUGAAACGCUGGCACUGACGGGGCUCCCUUACCUGAGGCCGGCAUCUCCCACCUCACCCCCCCGCUGCAGGAGGCCCCGCCGCAGCGCUUCCAGCUCCUCCUUGGGCGUGCAGAGGUCCCGGGCCCCGCUGCUUCCAAGGGCCGGGCCCGCCCCGGUGCUGCCCCCGCUGCCGGCGGCGGCCCCGCGGAGCCGGGCGGGCAAAGAGACGCCGGCGUGGGAGUCGCGCUUGCCCGCCCGCAGCCCGGGAUCGGCUUCUCCGGCGGAGCAGGCUCCGGCUGUCCCUCCCACCCGCUGCCCGCUCCAGCCGCCGGGCACAGGGGGCGGCGGCAGCGAACCCGCCCGCCCGCGGGGCCACGGCGGAGCCCGGGCGAGCGGCGCGGCCGGGCCCGACAACCAGCGCGCCGCCGCCUCCCCUCACCCAGGACGCCUGCGCGCGGCCGGCGGCGGCGGCACGUGAGGCUGUUGUGGGCACGUGAUCCCGCGCGCCGCCCGGCCCCGCCCCCGGCGUGCGCGAGCGCGGGGACGCGGCGCGGCCUGGCUUGGCCGCCCGGUGCCGCCGCCUCCCCGCUCCCGCCCCGCCCCUCGCCGCCGCCUCGCCGGCCAUGAGGCCCAGCCGCCGCCGGCGCCCCAGCGCGGCCCUGCGUCGCGGCUGCUGAGCCUCCGCCCUCCCCGCCACCACCAUCGCCCUCUCCGCCAUCCCCUCCCCGCCCGGGCGGGGACCCCCCCUUCGCUCCCCUCCCUCCUCACAGCCGCCGCCAUGUUGGGCCGGGAGCCGCAGCGGGGCCGCCACUGAGCCCCGGAGCCUGCGAGGCGGAGGAGGAGGCGGAGGAGGAGGCGGAGGAGGAGCCCGGGGCCCGGCCGCCCCACAGAGCCCAGCCGGCUGGCCGCCCAGCCGCAGCCAUGGCGGAGCAGACCUACUCCUGGGCAUAUUCCCUUGUGGAUUCCAGUCAAGUGUCUACCUUCCUGAUUUCUAUUCUCCUCAUAGUCUACGGCAGUUUCAGGUCUCUUAACAUGGACUUUGAGAAUCAAGACAAAGAGAAAGACAAUAGCAGCGCAGCUGGGUCUUUUAGUGGCAACAGCACCAAUAACAGUAUUCAGACCAUUGAUUCUACCCAGGCAUUGUUCCUGCCAAUCGGAGCGUCUGUGUCUCUCCUAGUUAUGUUCUUCUUCUUUGAUUCAGUUCAAGUCGUCUUUACAAUAUGCACAGCAGUCCUUGCAACAAUAGCUUUCGCUUUCCUUCUGCUCCCGAUGUGCCAGUACUUAACACGGCCUUGUUCACCUCAAAACAAGAUUUCCUUUGGCUGCUGUGGGCGUUUCACUGCUGCUGAGUUGCUCUCAUUUUCUCUGUCUGUGAUGCUUGUCCUUAUCUGGGUCCUAACUGGCCACUGGCUCCUUAUGGAUGCUCUGGCUAUGGGCCUGUGUGUUGCAAUGAUAGCCUUUGUUCGGCUGCCGAGCCUGAAGGUUUCCUGCUUGCUACUCUCUGGGUUAUUAAUUUAUGAUGUAUUUUGGGUCUUUUUUUCUGCCUACAUCUUUAACAGCAAUGUUAUGGUGAAAGUGGCCACACAACCAGCAGAUAACCCCCUUGAUGUUUUAUCCCGGAAACUUCACCUGGGACCAAAUGUGGGUAGAGAUGUUCCCCGUCUGUCGCUGCCUGGUAAACUUGUAUUUCCAAGUUCCACAGGCAGCCACUUCUCUAUGCUGGGGAUCGGAGAUAUUGUGAUGCCAGGUCUUCUGCUCUGCUUCGUUCUACGUUACGAUAACUACAAAAAGCAAGCCAACAGUGAUUCCUGUGGUGCCCCCGGGCCAGGGAACAUCUCUGGACGUAUGCAGAAGGUCUCUUACUUUCACUGCACACUUAUUGGAUAUUUUGUAGGUCUAUUAACUGCAACAGUAGCUUCUCGUAUUCACCGGGCAGCCCAGCCCGCCCUACUCUAUUUGGUACCUUUUACUUUAUUGCCGCUCCUCACCAUGGCCUAUUUAAAGGGCGAUCUACGUCGCAUGUGGUCUGAGCCUUUCCACUCCAAGUCCAGCAGCUCCCGUUUCCUGGAAGUAUGAUGGACCAGAUAGAAAGUGACCUGAACUUCUGCCUUGGUCCUUUUCACUUUAACUUGUGGCUUGGUCGUCUUCUAAAGCUGGACUGGCUGGUACUUGGGAAGGUACCAAUUACGGGACUUGUACGAAAGGACUUCGUAUUAAAAGGAGGAAAAGAAAAGAAAGCUAAGAUCCCGGAGCUGUGUGUGACUCCGUAUCUCCCUGCAGAUGUGGAACUGGGGACCCUUUGUGCAGCUGCAGCCACUUUCCUCUUUUCCUCACUCAGAUGGAUUAGUACCAGACUAUUACCUUUGAGAGAGGAAGAGACAGACUUGAAACUGAAAACGGCUUGAAGUCGUUCAAAAGCUUGUGAACACUAAAAGAAAAAACAGUUAAGCAAACUGAAGCUUCUUCAGAGAACCUCUCAUGGACAUUGGGACCAGUUUCCUGCUGGACUUCGGUUUCGAAAAGAACUGAGACAGAAGGUCUUCUGUCACAAUAUUGGUUUUUUUUGAUUUAUUAAAUAUUUCCUGUGGUGUGAGGUUACUUAUUAAAUCCACAGACAUUGAGUGACUUCUUGCAGUAUACAUAUAAAAAUUUGUUGUAACAAGUUACAUUUCCACCCAGAUGUCAUGUUGCAGUGAAAAAGGGCACGAUUUUUAUACAUAUAUAUAUACACACAUAUAGAUAUAUAUAUGAAUAAAUAAAAAGGAAAACCUGCUAAGAUCAUGCUAUGUAGCAGACAGGGGCUUGCUGUAAUUUUUAGCAUGUAGAGCAGUUUACUAUGGCUUUCUUGUAUAUGGAUCUACAAUGAGCUGCUGUUUUUUUCCCCCCCUCCUACAACUGAACCUGCAGUUUCAAACCAAGUGUAGUAUUUGUACCGAUUGUACUCAUGGACUUUAGGGGAUAUUUGAUUUUGAUCAAUGUAGCAAACUAGGGAAGAAAAAAGUUCAAACCCAAACCUGUUUGUUUGAGGGGGGAGGGGGUGGGGGUAUCUUUUUUGUUUUGUUUUGUUUUGUUUUUCUUUUAUGUUUCUACAAAUAGCUCCCUUGCAGGUUUUUAGUAGUACCUUCUUGACCCAGUGCAUGUAUUAUAGCAGCAAUUGUCUUUGUGCUUUCUGAUCAUAGUAAUGUAUCACUUGUAAAUACAUUUUUUUCUAUUUUCUA